Molecule: messenger RNA, 974 nt
Organism: Camelina sativa (false flax)
Lineage: Eukaryota; Viridiplantae; Streptophyta; Magnoliopsida; Brassicales; Brassicaceae
Product: ankyrin repeat-containing protein BDA1
Molecular function (GO): protein binding
Source: RefSeq, a predicted model, not a curated record
UUGUUUAAAAUAUUUUAUUCAUUCACAAACUAGUUACUAUUCACAAACUACGUUUCACCAAUUAUUAUCAUAGUAUAUAUAUAUUUUUUUGAAUAUUUUCAUUCACAAACUAGUUAUCAUUUGUAACCAGUUAAGUUUCUUCAUCAUCUCCCUCAUAAACAAUCACCAAAAAUAAUUGGUAUCUUCGUCAUUGUUGUUCUGGCCUCUUUCUUUACUAAUGGAUCGAAGGUCAUCAUUAGAAGCUGCUGCUAAAUCUGGAAACAUCGAUCUACUAUACGAACUGAUCCAUGAAGAUCCAUCUGUUCUCGAUAAAAUGGACGACGUGGCCUUCGUCAAUACUCCUCUCCACGUGGCAGCCGUCGCCGGAAAAACAGAGUUUGCCAUGGAAGUUAUCAACUUGAAACCGUCUUUUGCUCGGAAACUUAACGCCGACGGACUUACGCCAUUACACCUAGCCGUCGAUCACGGUCAUUUCUCGUUAGUACUUGAAAUAGUUAAGGCUGAUCCAAGCCUUGUUCGUGUUAAAGGGAGACAUGGAGAGUGUCUUUUGGUAUUACCCUCUGUUCGUUCCUUUGAUCUUGGUUUACGCUGCUGCAAGGAAUGUGAUAGGACCGAAUAAUAGAGCGAUAUAUAUCGUAUUAUGUGGUCCGCUCGUGAUACUGCUCAUUUGGGGAUUCGGGAUGAAUGCGUUUGCUGACUGGGUGAAGUCUAAAAGAACCAAGGUGCGUGGACCCAAGAGUGGAUUGAUUUGGGAAGGUUUCACUACGUUGAAUCAAGCUAAAGGUAUUGCGCCUAAUUAUAAUAGGCAUGUGAUGAAAGGAGCUUAAUUUCCUCUUUGUUUUUUUACUGUUUCUUUUUGAAUGUUUUAUUCUAGUACUCUCGUCGGGGAAAAUUUACAUUGAUCUAUAUUAUUUUUGUUAAUUAAUAACUGAAAGGCUCGUUUAAAUAAUAAGUAUACUACUGUUACUACAUUA